Anastrepha ludens (Mexican fruit fly) is the source of this 12134-nucleotide messenger RNA. RefSeq lists its product as uncharacterized. NCBI's taxonomy places the organism in Eukaryota, Metazoa, Arthropoda, Insecta, Diptera, Tephritidae. The transcript is spliced from 8 exons. The record is from RefSeq and is a predicted model, not a curated record. The coding region runs from base 392 to 1480 and encodes 362 amino acids.
AUCAGUAGUUGUGGUAACUUCGCAUGAAACCACGGAGGCAAUGGAAUUCUAAACUCGUUUUACAUAAAAAGAAUUUAAAGUUUUGUAUAUAUUCUUUCCAAAAAGUUUCGAGCUAAAAAUCCUUGUGUAACACUGCAUUAAGUUUAAUCAAUGCGGUUGUAACUGCACAGAGAAGGAUAUACAUUUUAAAAAUCAAUCCCGACCUUAAUAAAACAAAAUAGAAAGUUGCAGUUGAUAACCAUUUGUAAAUCCAAAUCAUACUCAUAUAGAGAAAGAAGCACAAUCAAACUUUCGUUUUGUUAUUAAGGCGGUUAUGUAGCUACAUCAAAAGGGAAUUAUCCUUCACUCCUGAAAGUGGGACGCCACACAAUCUGUACUAAUAAUACGCGGUAUGCAAACAACGGCUUCAUUCACGUCAGUACAACCAAAUAUUUUGAAAGCGAUGCAGCCACAACCCGCACAAAACAUGUAUGUUCAACCGGCAGUCGCCAGCAGUUCCAGCCAAAUGCGUAGUAAUCAAGCGGGCAGUUUAUAUCGAGGACCUUCCGCAAGUCCAGUGCCUCGUAAUGGCGCACGUCACGUCCCAAUGCAAGCCAUGUAUCAACAAACCAUGCAUCAAGGAGUUCAAAGCGUAGUAGUGCAACCUUUCCCACAAUAUCAGCGUCAAGCGUUUCAAGCGCCACCCUAUGCACAAUAUACACAACCAAUGCAGCCAAAUUAUCCAUAUCCAUAUCCCUCGUACUAUUCUGUUCCUGCGCAACGAGGUGCUGUAGGUGUUAAUACUGGUGUUGGUGUAGGUAGCACGAUGUCAGUGCAACCAGGCCCAAAUGGUCCAAUGACAGGUCCACCUGGUGCUACACAAACGCAAUUGCCGUUAACGCCUGGAACGGUGCUUACUGCAAGUUCCGUACCGCCUGGCUCGAAUCCUGCGGUUUUGGGUGUAGCAUCUGCCCCUAGCGGACAACAAGUUGCCGUUCAGUCCAUGGUCGGCGUCGUGCAAACUACAGUUCCUGCACAGCAAGGCCAAAAGUCGACACGUCGACGUGCUCAUGCUCUCGAAAUCAUAGAUCCAAGUACAAAUAAGAAUAUUUUGGAAGAUUUCGAUAGGGCGAAGACAUCUGCAAGAUCAGAUAUUGAUUAUCCUGAACAAAACAUGUUUGUUCAGCAACCGAUUGUUAUGACUGAUCAACUGCGUAAUUUACCAUAUGACAUGAUGGACAUACACCAAAUGGGUCGUGAAGUAACACUUGGCCAGACCCCAGUUGUUUCAGCAAUAACAGAUGGCCCCUCAGUAGAAAUUUUACCGCCAUUACAAAAGCCCAGAUGUAAAAAAAUACUUCCAAUUAUAAAUCCUAAGGAUGGAAAUUCUGUUCAAAGUGCAGAUAUAGACUGUACAAAUUUCAUUAAGAAGGGAAUGAAACAGUUAAAAGACGACGGUUCAUCCCCAAGACUUUGCUUCGGUUUUGAAGUUGCGUACUAACUACUCUAACUUUUUUCUUUCUCAAGUCAAAAUUAAUACUCUCAGCAAGACGGUGCAACAUUCCGUACAGCGAGGAAAUCAAAACUUUAUUCAUACAAAUUUUUGGGGAUAAUCUAACGAAAUGACCUUGCCAAUGGAUCGUAAAAGUCAUCUGAUUAUAUUUCCUUCUAGAACUUUUAUUUCAGAAAAAUUCACUGCUCCUGUGGGAUAGAUGUAAUAUGUAGAAGGUAAUGUACCUACAGUGGCUUAUUUCAUGCAGGCGAACAACUAAAACUUCGAAUGCUGUAUUUGAAAGCUAAAACCAUUUUUGAAAAAUUUUAAAUAUGAUAUAAUUUAUACGCAAUGGCAGUAUAAAAAUGGCAGUACUUCAAAUAUUUUUUUAAGCUUUAAAUAAGAUAUAUAAAAGACCAAAAAACAGUUCAAAAUUUUAUGUCACAGCUUAUUUCAUGCAGUACUCAUUUUUUCUUAAAUGUAAGUUAAACUAAUGAUUUAAAAAUUAUUCAGUACUUUGUGUGGUAUCCCUUGGCUUUAUUAACAGCUUUUAACCUUUCUGGCAUUGACUCCACUAGCUGUUUUGUUACUUCCGGUCCGAUUUUGUUCCACUCCUCUAAAAUUGCGGUUUUUACCUGAUCUCUAUUGCUUAUGUGAUGUGUGCGAAAUUUUGUUUCCAGACCAUAAAUUCUCGAUGACGUUCAUGUCCGGUAAUUGAGCCGGUGGUUGCAUUAAAUGUGGACAGUUCCAUAUGAACCAUGUCUGCACGAUUGCCGCUUUAUGUUUAGGGUCAUUGUCCUGGUAGAAACGGAAAUCUUGAUGUAUUCCAAGUUUCGCAGCACUUUGGAGUAGAUUAUCUUUUAUAAUAUUGAGGUACAUUGUUUUGUCCAUAAUACCCGCGACAAACACUAAAUUUCCUAUUCCGGCUGCUGACAUAUGAUACAUACCCAUACUAUAUAUUACACUGCCACCACCAUGUUUCAUAGUCGGUUUUAUGUUGCUUUUGUGGAGCUCUGUAUUAGGUUUCCGCCGAACGUAAGACAUUCCAUCUGAGCCGAAUGGGUUGAAUUGGUUGGUUGGUUGGUUAAAGCGGUGAUUCUUCCAGAAUCCAACUAGCGCUUCCGCGCCAUUUUGUUGCCACAUCCUCGUUACCAACUUGUUUAACAGUUAUUUACAGCAUAACUAUAUCCAGUCUGUGCGGUUGUUAACGUCUACGCCAGAUAGUUGUUCGAGAUUCUCGAAGAGCGGUUGGUCCAGGGCUAACAUUCUGUCCUUUCAUAGGGCAGGGCAUUCACAGAGGAAAUGGAAGAUUGUCUCCUUUUUCUCCGGUUGUUUGCAACUGUGACAGUAUGUAUUGUGAGGGAUACCCAUUUUGACUGCUUGUUCUCCGAUAGACCAAAAGCCAGUUAUGACUGCCGUUAGUCUCCAGGAGUCCCGUAGUUUCAUUCUUGUUAAUACCGACGAUUGCUUGAGGUUGUAGGUGGGCCAUAACGUUCUGCUAAUUUUGCAUUUCGUCUGGACUUUCCACCUACAGUCCGCGAUUCGGAGGUAUUUUUGGGAAAUUGUACUCUUGACUGCACCUAAUGGUGUGAAUACCGAUUCUGCAAGAGUGUUAUUCAUGGCAGAUCCCCCUCUUGCCAGUUCAUCUGCUUUUUCGUUACCUUCAAUGUUCCGAUGUCCCGGGACCCAGAUUAAGGUAACUUUAUGGUUUUCACUCAUGAUGGUGAGGCUAUUCCUACUUUGUUCCACCACUUUAGAGGUUGUUGUAGCCGAACCCAGUCCCUGGAUUGCAGCUUGGCUAUCCGAGAGAAUAGCGAUAUUACCCCUAAAAGAGAAAUCUGCGAUUAGUAGCCUACAAGCUUCCCCAAUUGCCAGUACUUCCGCCUGGAAGACACUGCUGGUAUUAGGGAGACGCAAAGAUUCUAUUUUAAAUCUGUGAGAAUAUAUACCAGCUCCAACACCGUAGCCCAUUUUACUUCCAUCCGCAUAGGCUGUAGUGUCGAAGUUGUUUAGAGAGAAUCCCUUAUUCCAUUCUUCUUUAGAUGGAAAGAUAGUGGGAAAAUUCGUAUUGAAUGUUACCGUCGGGACGAUGUAGUCAGUUCUCACCGAGAUUAACUGAGUUUGUCGCAAUAAUAGAUUGGCAUGACCAUAAGUUUUUUCUCUCCAGCGACCCGCUUCAUUCAACCUAAAUGCACUCAUGGUUGCCGUCUUCUUAAUAUGUAGGUCAAUUAAAUAACGUGUGUCAGUGCAUUGAGAGCCUCUCAAGGACAUGAUCUGAUUGCACCGACCGUUAUGGCACAGGCUGAUCUUUGUAUUCUGCCGAGUAGUUUGGUAUUGUACUCUCUCCCUAGAGCCUUCCACCAAACUACCGAACCAUACGAUAAAAUAGGUCGUAUUACCGUCUUAUACAACCAUAAUGUAUGCUUAGGUUGAAGACCCCAUCUUUUUCCAAGCAUACGUUUACAGGCAUAUAAAGCAAUUUCUGCCUUCCUUACCCGUUCUUCAACAUUUAAUUUCCAGCUUAGUUUAGAGUCCAGAAUUACCCCUAAGUACUUUGCGCUGGGUGAUAGUGGGAGAGUUUAUCCGUUAAUAUUUGGUAGGGUAAAAGGUGGUACCUUAUAUCUGGUGGUGAAAAGCAUAAGCUCUGUUUUACGUGGGUUUAAACCUAGGCCACAGCCUGUGGCCCAAGAGUUAAGCUCGCCUAAUGCCCUUUGGAUGACCCCACUGAUCGUAUUAGGACACAGUCCUGACGCCAUUAACACCACAUCAUCAGUGUACGCCACCGCUUUUACCCCACCUUUAUUAAGUUUUGUUAAGACUUUGCUAAUAACGCAUAACCAGAGAAGUGGAGAUAAUACUCCCCCCUGUGGGGUGCCUCUGUGGACCUUCUUGGUUAGACUGAUAUUACCCAUAUUAGCUUUGAUGAUCCUGGUUUCUAGUAUAGAGAUGACCCAAAUACUGAUGCAAUUGUCCACCUCUAAGUCUAUCAAUGCCCGUUGGAUCGCAUCUGUACUAACAUUGUUAAAGGCGCCUUCUAUAUACAAGAAUGCCGCCAUGGUAUAAUGUUUGUUCUCUAGAGAGCCCUCUAUUGUUCGGAUUACCUCGUGGAGCGCUGUCUCCGUAGAUUUGCCUUUAAGGUACGCAUGUUGUGCAGUAGAUAUACCAGAGCUCUCCAAAGAGCUUCUAAGAUAUAUAUCCAAAAGUCUUUCAAAGGUUUUUAACAGGAAAGACGAAAGACUGAUUGGCCUAUAGUCCUUCGCUGAUUCAUGUCCCCUCCUGCCUAUUUUUGGAAUGAAGACGACCUUGACUAGUUUACAACUAUCUGGAAUAUGACCUAGGUUUAAACACGCUUUGAAAAUUUCUUCUAGCCAUGGUAGGAUACAGUCCAAGGGUUCCUGUAACAUCUUUGGGAUGAUCCCAUCUGGCCCCGGAGAUUUAAAAGGUGAAAAAGAUUUAAUUGCCCAUGCAACUUUCUCCUUUGUAAUUAUUUCUUUUGCAAGGUGCUGUGGAUUAUAUUGUCCGCAUGAUACUUCCCCUCCCACUUUCGUGGACGCUGCACCCCGGGAAAUACGUGUUUGGCAGAAGUUCUAGCGAUUCUUCUGUCGUAGCUGUCUAAGUACCAUCAGGCUUCUUGACCCAAGAAGCCAUUGAAUGAUCUUUGGACAGAAAACGGCUAAGCCUGGCAGAAUCCCUGGUGGAUUCGAUUGACGAAAAAAAUUCGCUCCAGCUCUCUUUAUUAGCGGCCCUAAUUACCUUCUUGUGCUGUCUCCGACUCUCUUUGUACAAUUGCCAAUUUCCUGUCGAGUAGCUGAGGUUAAACGUUGAUCUAGAUUUUUCUUUUUGAGAGCUCACUGCUCCACCGAGGAGGAUGGGAUUUUUUGCUAAAUUUUAUGGGGCAGGACGUUUUGUAGGCCCUCCUAAAUGCUUUCUCCAGUGUUGUGACCCUACUCUCAAGGUUUUCGGUGAAAGUGAUUUUGUGGAUAGGAAUCUCUCCUAUCCUUUUAUUGACUAUGUUUCUGAACCUUUUCCAGUUGGUUCUUAGUGGAUUUUUAUACGGUAAGGGCGUGAUUACCAUUCGGAAUUCACCGAGAGGUCGUUAGUUCGAAUCUCGGUGAAGGCAAAAUUAAUAAAAACAUUUUUCUAAUAGCGGUCGCCCCUCGGCAGGCAAUGGCAAACCUCCGAGUGUAUUUCUGCCAUGAAAAAGCUCCUCAUAAAAAUAUCUGCCGUUCGGAGUCGGCUUGAAACUGUAGGUCCCUCCAUUUGUGGAACAAUGUCAAGACGCACACCACAAAUAGGAGGAGGAGCUCGGCCAAACACCUAACAGAAGUGUACGCGCCAAUUAUUUAUUUAUUUAAGGGCGGAUCAACAUUAAGAUCCAGAUCGUACAGGAUCCAGCUGUGAUCCGAAAAAGACCUUUUAUCAGAGACCCUCCAAUUGUCUAACCUUACUGAGCUGUUUUCAGACAUUAGGGUAACAUCGAUCACUUCCUCCCAUCCCCUGAAGUACUCCGUACGUGGAAAGGUGAAAGUGGGAGUGUUACCCAUGUUACAUACCGACAAGUUAGUGUUAAUUAUGAAAUCAUAAAGAGACUCCCCUCGGUCGUUUGUUUCGGAGCUUCCCCAUAGAGUAUGCCUUGCAUUCGCAUCGCAUCCGAGAAGCAGGGUUUUGUUCGGGUUUUCCUGCACAAGUUUACGGGCCUCCUCAGGCGGUGCUGGUCUUUCGGGUGCCAUGUAUAUAGAGGUAAGCAUUAUUCUGACUCCGUCAGUGGCUUCCACCUCAACAGCCGUCACAUCCUGUGAACUAUAUAAUGGAAUUAAAAAUGUGUUUAAGUAUUUUUUAGCUACAAUACGUGUUCUGGGACUAUUACCUUCUAUCCGUUUAUAGUAGAUAUUGUAGGUUUUCUCAGUGAACCCUUUCACCUCGGUGCUCCGCACCCAGGGUUCCUGAAUUAGUGCGAUGUCCACGUCCCCCUCCGCCAGGAGAACGGUUAGGUUGUCCGUUGCAGACUGUGAAUGUUGCAGAUUAAUUUGGACAACCUUUAAACCCAUGUUUAUUGGUUUCCUUUUUCGGACUCGGUGUCAUCAAGCUGCAUGCCAGUCAGCAGUUCGUUGGCACCAUCGACCUCAUCCUGCUCCUCUUCCGGGUUUGCAGAACGGAAUAUCUUCAGCUGGAUCUUUCUAAUGCCAAACCGAAGUUUUUUUUCCCACUUUCUCCAGUGGUUCCAGACUCUCUUCUGUAAUUAGAAGGAGGAAAGACCUGCUGUGCCUUUGCGGAGCCUCCGCUUUCGACACCGAGCGAUUAUGCGCCUGAAGGUAGGGGAUUAGUUGAUUGGCUUCAACCUCCAUGUUUGGUACCCAGAUGCGAGCCCUCUGCAUUCGUGAAAUCUCGCUAGCCGGAAUUAGCUUGAGUUUCAAGCCUUCCCAGCUGUUCUGGAUUUUACCAAUCACGUUUGUCAGAAAAUGCAGUGAGAAUUGGUCAUCGCAUUUAAUGACACGGUAACCGCGGACUACCUCCACCGAGUCGAAACCUGGUGUUUGGCCCUCCGGGUUCGCCAUGACAUAGUCAACGACUAUGCGAGACAAACGUGCCUCAAUCUCUGACCAUUUGUCAAGAACUGGUUUUCCGCGGUUCGAGGUUUCGUCUACCAAUGCCAUUUGAAGAUGGUUCCGUGCCACCUCACUAAAUCGCUUGAUAGGUUUGGAGGCAACUGCGACCUGAUCCAUGAGCGGUGACGAAAGGGGAUAAAGGGGAAAUAUCCGGUCAACCAUGGCAGCGCCCCAUACCAUGGCAAGGCCACCGUUACAACCUGGGGCGGCCUGAUAUCAGAUGCGCUCCGUACGAAGACAGCCUUAUUUAGUCCCCCGGCUGCCAAACCCACCCAAUAGGCACAGGUCGCAUCACACCUUGGGUUGAGGGAGUUUUUUUGACGAAGUUUACGUCUUCGACCUGUGUGGUUCGCGGGAGACCUACUCUCCAACCUUCCAUAUCUGGGAGGUGUUCCCCAAAGGGGGGUUGAAUUUGGACUCGUCAGAAAAUAUUAUCGUUUGCCAGAAGUCAAAUCUUUAAUUUCGAGUUCUCUGGAGAAGGCAACUCGGCUCAAUUGAUUUAUUUAUGAAUGGCUUCGUUCGUGCUACUCGACCAUUAAAGUCCUUUUCACGUAGUACCCGUCGUACUGUUUCGACGCAACAUGAUUUGCCCACUUCCUGCGGAAUUUCGUUUAGCAGUUUUGGAGCCGAUAGCAUUGGGGUUUCUUUUAUUUUUCGAAGAAUUUAACGCUCAUCACGUUCCUCAAAAAUUUUAUUUGGGGCACAUCCGCCUUUAUUUUGCACCCGAUUUUCAUGAACGAAGCGUUCAAUGAUACUUUGUACUGUAGCACUACUCAAACAACCUAUUUCCGCAAUUUUUCGCUGCGACUUUCCGCUUUGAAAAUACUUGAUGACCAGUUCACGCUGUUCAAUCGUAGUACGUCGGCAAAUUUUUUGUAAAUUUUUAUAUUGCCCACUUGUCUAUCACAAACAUACUAAAAAUUGCAUAGAACAAUAACUGUUCGCUAGUUACAUAAACCAGAAAUUCAAAAUACCGUUAACCAAGCGACUAGCCGCCGCCACAACAUAAACAAGUGCUUACAUGAAAUAAUCUGUGAGCAAAGAUAACGCAUUGUGCUUGCAUUUCAUCCCGUAGUGUGAGUGGGACUAUAUUUCCACGAAUUCUGCUCUACUUAUUAUGUUAGCAAAUGCCGAUGCCGGUAUCUAUUAUCAGAGAAUGUUAAUGCAAUGAGAAGGAGCAAAUGUUAAAUGAGCUUUUUUCAAGUUCUAAUUUGUAGAUUCAUUAUAAGGUAACUUCAAAUUCAACUUUGCUUACGAGUGGAGAAUUGCAGAUAUUUACCACGCGAGUGGAGGGUUUCUAUAUUUACUUACCACGCUAGGACAGGAAUUCAGAUUUUUUCUGCGUUUACCAAACUACUGAGGAAGUUCAUAAGAUUUUUCGGCACACUACUAAGGAAAUCGACAUGGCAUGAAAUAACCCACAGCGAAGCGAAUAAAUUUGCGAUUAAGAAGGCCGCGCGGCAGUUAAUUUGUGGUGCAGAAGCUAAAGUCGGCGGAAUUAUUCGUUUUGUUUUUUGGCACGUAUUUAAUUCAGGUUCAAGUCCUGAAGUCAUUUUUUUUUUUCUUGCACAUUUUUUUUUUACAAUUGAAACCAGGAAAGUUUGGUAAAAUUGUUGAGUUUAUUUUAAUUAAAAUUUCUUUAAAAUACUGUUUUUUUUGUAUUUCAUAAAUGGAAAUUUCUUUUCGGUAUAAAAUAGUUCAUACUGGAUAUGACCUGAUUUUUAUAUAAAUCAAUCAAAACAGAAAAUAUGUACAUACGUCUUUAAUCUCUUUCAUCAAAUCCAAAUUAUAUUGAUGAGAAAAUAUCAUUCUAAUAUCCGUCCAGAAAGCCAAACGCGCAUACACAGACACAUAUGCAUAUAAUUACGCAUACAAACUUUCAACUAACGCAGAUUAUGUGCAUAUAAAACUGCGAAUCGAAUAAAUGAGUGAUUUAGAAAGGUUCAUUAGUAAUUAUAGUUUAGCGCAAUAGUGAAAGACGUGUUGCGUAUGCAGUACAUCGUCCCAUAUUUGACUCAGGUUCAAGUCCUGUACACAGUUUUUUGUUCGAUAUUUUUAUUUCAUUUUUUAUAUUUGGUUUAAUUAGAAUUGAUUUAAAAUAGUGUAUUCAGGUUUUUCUAAUACCUGUUAUUUAGAAAUUUAUUUUCUAUAUAACAUUAUUCAUACUUCUUUUGAAUUAAUUUAUAUGUAAAACAGCCAUAAAGGCAAUCAUAUGAAUAUGCAGUCCUAUAUUAAAUCUCUUCAGUCAAAUCUGAACUACUUACAUACACAUAUUGAUGAGAAAAUAUUCUAAUAUCCAUGGAUGCAUCCAGAAAGCCAAACGCGCAUACACGCAUAUGUAUACAAAUAUAUACAAACCUUCAACGAACGCAAAAUGUAUGCAUAUAAAAAACAACAACUGCGACCGUCUUCUUGUCCGUCAGUGAAAAGAUGGGAUAUGUAUACCCUAUGAGCAAAAAGAACCGGGAAGGUGAUGUUGACUGUUUCCUUCGAUUGCCAAGGCAUAGUCCACCAUGAGUACCUUCCAUCGGGCCAGACAGUCAAUAGAGAAUAUUAUUUAUCCGUUUUGAAACCUUAGAGAGAUGCUGUGUGUUGCAAACCGCCGGAAAUGUGAGCAAACAAUUCUCAGAUUUUGCAUGAUGAUAACGCGCCAUCGCACUGACCAAAGAGAAUAAAAAUCGGCCUGCCGGGGGUGUUUGGAGGACUGGGUUAAACGUUGGCACAUGUGUGUUGCUUCAGACGGGUUAUAUUUUGAAGGAGAUAAUAUAAAUUUGCCUUAAAUUUAACUCUGUUUUGUUUAAUUUAAACAUUCCCGGUACUUUGUGAUCAUAAGGUACAUAUAUGCGGCUUUGCGGACAGCAAUGUGUGAUUCGCUGGAAGUCGCAUUAACUCGCGACUGUCGCAUAGUUAGAAGACAUAUUUACAUACAUAAAUACGGAUCCGCGGCCACUCGACAUGACAAAAAUUCAAGAUUUAUCAAAUAUUGGCAAAUAAUUCCACGCGAAAUAUUCCAAUAUUGACUAUUUUCGAGUGGUCGCGAAAAUUGGCAUAUGGGCGGCUCGUUUACGAAUGAAAUUGAAAUAUGAGCUCGAAACUUAUGAAUGAACUUUUUGUUUUUGUUCUAAAAUUGUUCAGCGCCGUCGCUGAUAGAAUCAUGGCCGCUGCGACUGCGUCUACGAAUGUAUUUUGUUUUCGUAGUCGCUAGGCUUAGAAUUUAGCUUCGGGCGACAUGCACAUGUGAGGUAUGUGUGUUUGUUGUGUUCUAGAACAUUUUAGAAUGUGUGGUGGCAAAGCGGCCAUCGCGUUGCGCUUGCUGUUGCAUUUGCGUCUAUCAAAAUAUUGUGUUUUUGUAAGUACAAUAUUAGGAAUAUCGACUGGUGAAAGACAAAAGUACACGGAAUCAAGAAGGGAGCGCUGUGCUCGCGCAUAUAUGCAUGAAUGUAUGAACGUGCAUGGAUGUAGUAACAUAUGAAUACAAUUAUUUUGUAGGAAGUUUAGAAGGCAAGUAGGUAUAUAUGUAUGUAUGUAUAUAUGCUAGGACAUAAAGUGGUUAUAUAUACAUACAUAGAGCAAAAUUGUUUUUGCACUUGUUAGAAAGACACUCGUUCACUAGUGCGUAUGUGUAUUUGAUUUCUUGUAAGAAUGUGAUGUGCUGUGACAUGUGUACAUAUGUACAUAAAUCAAGGUUAUUGGGCAUACAUGCAUAUGUACAUAUGUAUGAAAGGAAGAUGAUGUUCUUACGCUUGUGCAUUAUUGUUUUUCAUAUACAAAUGUACAUACAUACAUACAUAUGUAUGUAAAUGCUGUCGAAUACAUUAACUAUAAAGUGACAUACAAUAUAAAAUAAGUGUUGAUUUAUCUUAAACCGUUUUAUUUUCUGACAUGUACAUACAUACAUAUUAUGUAUAUUGUCAUAUACCAUCAUUUAUGUACAUAUAGAGUAUGAAUGUAUGUAAUGAAAAACUUCAUGAAUUACCUUCAGAAUUUAUUAAAACUUAUUCGCGUCGCGCGCAUACAUAUCUACGUAGACAUCACAAACCUUUUGUUCACAACGCAGGCGCAGAAAUAAACGCUCUGCGUAUUUAUCCUCCCCACGUGACUCGCCAUCAAUUCUCGGCGCAAAUUUUUUUUUUUUCGUUUUUAAAUUUUUUUUUUUAAUGUAUCUAAUCGUGAAAAUUUGUAAUAAAUUUUAUGUAUCCGCUUAUCAUUUCAAAAAUAACAAAAUGGUAAAAAAAUAAGCAGUCGAAGAAAUAAACGCACCGCCUAUUUUUCCUCGCCACAUGUUAGACUCGAUUUCAAUUCCCGGCGCAAACUUUUUUUUAUUAAUUUUUUUUUUUUUUUUAUUAUGUAAUAAAUUUUACGCUUAUUAUUUCAAAAAUACGAAAAUAGUAAAAAUUUAAUUGGUUUAUUGUCGAGGUGAGAAAUGUGUUGUGUGUUGAGGUGAAAGAUGUGUGGUGUUUCUAAUUUUUGUGUGGGCAAAAGUCAGUGAGGUGUCUAUAAACUCGGAAUGCUAAAUUCCCUUACUUCAAAUCUUUCAAAUCUCAAUUGUACUAAAAAAAGCUCACAGUAACAUUUGCACCUUAUCAUUGCAUUAACAUUCUCUGCUAUUAUAGAGCGUUAUCUUUGUCUCAUCAGAAAAAAGCAUUAUCCUAAUAUUUCACUGCGUGCGAAACAUGAGUAGAGUAAAAGAAAGUUAGAAAGUUUGUCAACGUUUGUAUACGAUAGUAAUAACACUUUUCUUGCACUUCUUUAUGAGUUUUAAGAGAACUCUUCGGACUGUUUCGUGACCUAUUCCCACACCCUGCGGUGUACACGCUCCAACCUGUAUAUCAACAUGGACAUGUUGGAUACACGGUUAUAUCAUGUAUAGUAUGCACUACAGCUGAUUUCCAUGUUAGUCCAACGGUUGCAUGAAAAUUAAAAUGUUUCAAGUUUUUGCGGGACGAGUUAGCGGUUCCACAAUGAGUUUCUCUUUUUAGUGGUUCGGGCAAAAAAAAUGAAAUGCAAAUAUAUAAAAAAAAAUUAAAAAUAUAAAACAAAAAAAUAAUAAAUAAAAA